Molecule: messenger RNA, 342 nt
Organism: Entrophospora candida
Lineage: Eukaryota; Fungi; Glomeromycota; Glomeromycetes; Entrophosporales; Entrophosporaceae
Source: the annotation of a GenBank genome assembly
AUGAAGGGCCAGUUGAAGAAGGAAGUUAAAUUUCCAGAGUAUUACAAUAAACUCAAAAAAAUAUGGAGUACCCAUGAAGUAGGAUCAAAUUACUAUGUAAUUGAUCUGAAAGAUAAAGAAAUAUUAAGUGAAGUAUAUAGCCUUUUAAAUGAUGAAGAACUAAAAUUGUUAUUUGAUAGGUUGAGUUUGGAAGAUGAGAGCAAAUAUAUGAGUACAAAAUCACUUGAAUAUAUGACAUUAUUUGAUAAAAUUAUAUAUGAUUAUCUGAGGGAUGAAAAUGAUGAUGAUGAGAUAGUUGAGAAAAAAUUUAUUGAAUUCAAAGAUGGAAAAGAUAUUUUAUAG